This is a messenger RNA of Oncorhynchus gorbuscha (pink salmon), 430 nucleotides long. Its product is annotated as DDB1- and CUL4-associated factor 1-like. Gene Ontology annotation, cellular component: nucleus; Cul4-RING E3 ubiquitin ligase complex. The transcript is spliced from 3 exons. The record is from RefSeq and is a predicted model, not a curated record. Gene Ontology annotation, molecular function: nuclear estrogen receptor binding; histone H2AT120 kinase activity. The annotation marks the transcript as partial. Lineage: Eukaryota; Metazoa; Chordata; Actinopteri; Salmoniformes; Salmonidae. Gene Ontology annotation, biological process: protein ubiquitination.
CAGACAGCCAAACACACCUGUAUGUGCCUGAGAAGGUACUUCGAGGCCCACCUGGCUGUCAAGGUGGAGCAAGUCAAACAGUCCCUCCAGAGAACUGAAGGGGGUGCUCAAGUUCACCCUCAGCCUUACUACAAGUCGUGUUCGUACAGUCAUGAGCAGGUGGUGGACAUGAUGGACUUUCUAAUAGACUGUGGACCCACUCAGCUUCACUGGGAACCUGUGGAGGUGUUUCACAAGCUCUCCUGUAUUCCCCUCGUGUUACAACUCAUCUCCAUAGCCUGUGACUGGAGGAGUUAUUAUGGCAGGUCUGAUACGGUGCGUUUCGCCCUGGACAUCCUGGCUAUGCUGACUGUAGUACCUAAAGUUCAGCUUCUGCUAGCUGAGACUGUAGACGUGCUGGAUGAAGGAGGAUCCACCGUCUGCACUGUCG